This is a messenger RNA of Adineta steineri, 336 nucleotides long. NCBI's taxonomy places the organism in Eukaryota, Metazoa, Rotifera, Eurotatoria, Adinetida, Adinetidae. The record is from the annotation of a GenBank genome assembly.
AUGAAUGAUGUAACACGUCUGGCAACAGCCGGAAGUGGAUCUACAACCGAUUCUGGUUUGUUUUCAACCAGCAAUUGGAUUCGUUUCUCUGGUGCAGGUGGCACUCAAAUAACAACAUCAUCACCGGGUCUAUAUCAUUGUACUACAUAUUAUUCUGGUUGGUACUCGAGCUCACUACCUUCGUCUGGUGAAACGGUUAAUGGCACAGUAUGUUAUACAUAUAGUUCAUCUUCAUGUUAUUAUGCCAGUAUAAUAUCGGUAACAAAUUGUGGUUCCUUUUAUGUCUAUAAUCUUGUUAAUCCACCCAUUUCCCUUAUGCGUUAUUGUACUGUUUAA